CAGGUCCGAGCAGGGCCGGGGCUCCGCGGCAUGGAGGGGGUCGGACCGCCACCCGCCCGCAGCCCCCAGCUAAUAGACAUUCAGUGGAAACUGGGUAUGGCCGUGAGUUCAGACAGCUGCAGGUCCCUUAAGUACCCUUAUGUCUCAAUGACGUUAAAGGUAGCGGAUCAGUCCGGCCAGAUAGUAAACAAGUCCUUUGAAAUGACAGUUCCACAGUUUCAGAAUUUCUUCACACAAUUUAAGGAAAUGGCUGCUGUUCUUGAGACAGUGUGAGAACAACUGGCUUGGGUUAAAUCUCUGUAACGUUUUACAAAUGAAGUGCUUCAUUUGAUGAAAAGAAGCUCAUGUAGAAUGAAAGGCUAUUAGCUUCGUGAAAAAUGUAUUCUGUUUGUAAUUCUAACAGAUUCUUCUAAAUGGAGGCUGAUCAAAAAGUCUAGCGUACUAAUGCUAUAGCCACCUUAGUGUAACCCAAUUUUAUCCUUGAAUAAAUGUUGGAAUUGAC
This is a messenger RNA of Tachyglossus aculeatus (Australian echidna), 502 nucleotides long. It is a transcript of the gene COMMD6, whose product is annotated as COMM domain containing 6. The coding region runs from base 31 to 273 and encodes 80 amino acids. Lineage: Eukaryota; Metazoa; Chordata; Mammalia; Monotremata; Tachyglossidae. Gene Ontology annotation, molecular function: NF-kappaB binding. The record is from RefSeq and is a predicted model, not a curated record. The transcript has 3 exons.